GUAUAAUAGUUGCUUUUGCUGAUAUAAAUCGUAAUUAUUUGAUCUUGUUAGAAAUGUUAAAGUGUUCGUACAAACAACUAUAAAAAUGCAGAUACUCUCUUUCAAUUUCUUAUUAUUUACCAUAUGUGGUUUGUGGCAACCAAUCGAAUGGUCUUCGAAAUGCUCUAAGUUACUAUAUAAUGUGUUCACUUUUUUCACGGCAUAUCUAAUGUUGUAUUUGCUGCUUACUCACUUGCUGUAUAUCAUUCUUGUGGUCGAUAAUAUGGAAGACUUGGCCUCGUGUUCUUCUCUGUUUCUCUCAAUAAUUAAUGUAUUGUUCAAAGCAACUGUUGUUAUAAUCCGUCGCGAUCAAAUUAUCAAUUUGAUCGAAAUAUUGCAAAAGGAACCUUGCAAAGCCUGUGACAAGGAGGAGAUUGAUAUCCAGAUGAAAUUCGAUCGUUUAAUCAAGUUAGUAUAUUCAAAUGCUGACGCAAUUUUUGACAAUAUCAUAGUAAUUAAGUAA
Molecule: messenger RNA, 502 nt
Organism: Wasmannia auropunctata (little fire ant)
Lineage: Eukaryota; Metazoa; Arthropoda; Insecta; Hymenoptera; Formicidae
Exons: 2
Coding region: 86-502 (138 amino acids)
Source: RefSeq, a predicted model, not a curated record